Messenger RNA from Rhipicephalus sanguineus (brown dog tick), 1661 nucleotides. Its product is annotated as UDP-glucose 4-epimerase. The transcript is spliced from 10 exons. NCBI's taxonomy places the organism in Eukaryota, Metazoa, Arthropoda, Arachnida, Ixodida, Ixodidae. Gene Ontology annotation, cellular component: cytosol. The record is from RefSeq and is a predicted model, not a curated record. Gene Ontology annotation, biological process: beta-D-galactose catabolic process via UDP-galactose, Leloir pathway. Bases 282 to 1412 code for a protein of 376 amino acids. Gene Ontology annotation, molecular function: UDP-glucose 4-epimerase activity.
AGAGAAAAAGGAAGUGAGCUGCCCCGCUUCGUCCUCGUCGGGGGGUGUCACAGAAGUAACUUGCGCGUGCAGCUACGCCACCAUCGCGAACCAACAUCGUUCGGAUUGGAUCACUCGUCGCUGCCGUGGCAGCUUGACUACAACCAGCUCCACUGGAUAGUUCAGACGCGCCCAUUGCCAUCGGUAACUUUGCGUCGUACGGCACCGCACCUGCCUCUGAGACCCAAGCUAGUCGUGUAAAGGCGUUCCUGUCGUCAGCAGCAUCACCAACGGUGAACACGAUGAGCGGCAAGACGGUGUUCGUGACGGGCGCAGCUGGCUUCAUCGGCAGUCACACGGUCAUCGAGCUACUGCGAGCCGGCUACAGGGUCAUUGGAAUCGACAACUUCGCAAACGCUGUCCCAGGUGAGAAUGGACAAGCGGCCAGUUUGGAGCGGGCACAAGAGCUGACGGGAAGGACUAUGACCUUUUACCAGUGCGACCUUCUCGAGAAAGCAUCCUUGGCGAGGAUAUUUGACAAGCACAAGAUCGACUUCGUCAUCCAUUUCGCUGCCAUGAAAGCUGUGGGCGAGUCCAUGCAGAAGCCGCUGUUCUACUACAAGAACAACAUCGUCAGCACCAUCAACCUGCUCGAGGUCAUGAAGGAGCACGGAGUCUACAGCAUGGUGUUCAGCAGUUCUUGCGUGGUCUAUGGCAACCCACAGUACCUGCCUAUCGAUGAGGCACACCCCAUUGGCAAUGUGACAAAUGUGUAUGGCAGAACCAAGUACGCCAUUGAACAAAUGCUCGAAGACAUCUGCAAAGCUGAGAAGCAAUGGAACAUUAUAGCUCUGCGCUACUUCAACCCCCUUGGUGCUCACCCAUCGGGAAAGAUUGGCGAGGACCCCAUCAGAGCUUUCACCAACUUGAUGCCAGUCAUUGGGGAAGUCGCACUUGGAAAGCGAACGGAGCUGGCUGUCCUGGGGGGUGACUACGACACCGAAGAUGGAACAAGUGUAAGAGAUUUCAUACACGUCAUGGACCUUGCUACCGGACAUGUUGCGGCCUUGGAGAGGUUGGAGCAGAAUCCUAGAUACAAGGUUUACAACCUAGGAACUGGCAAAGGGUACACUGUGCUACAGCUGAUUGAUGCCUUUGAGAAGGUCACGGGAAAGAAGAUUGCCUACAAGAUCCACGACCGCCGCCUCGGUGACAUACCAGCCAUCUGGGGCGACUGCAGCCUGGCAGAAAAGGAACUGCAUUGGAAAGCACAGCACGGGAUUGAGCGCAUGUGCGAGGAUUUCUGGAGAUGGCUGACAAGCAAUCCUGCUGGGUAUCGCACAGACAACCCACGUGCAAGCCUAAAGAUUAACACCACUGAAAUCGGGUGUGGAGACUCUGCGCUGGCACCGGAGCUUGACUGUGACAAGUAGCAGCGAAGAAGCUCAAAGCUGGGGAGGGAGGCUUAAGGCUUUCCGUAUUUAUACUAUUGCUGUGCAUUAUUUCAGUAGGUCUCAGUACAGUCAACAUCAGAUUUUUCAGACCCCUAGGGACUGCAAAAUCGGUUGUUGGCUGCAGUCACAAAUGCAAGCCUGCAGGUCGGGUCAUUUUAAUGUUUGGGUUACCUGUCUUUCUUUUUUCACUCUCUUCUGCAAAUAAAAGUGCAAAUUACAGUGCGAAAA